Messenger RNA from Ochotona curzoniae (black-lipped pika), 2406 nucleotides. Its product is annotated as cytochrome P450 2J1-like. Gene Ontology annotation, biological process: xenobiotic metabolic process. The record is from RefSeq and is a predicted model, not a curated record. The coding region runs from base 173 to 1681 and encodes 502 amino acids. Gene Ontology annotation, cellular component: cytoplasm; intracellular membrane-bounded organelle. NCBI's taxonomy places the organism in Eukaryota, Metazoa, Chordata, Mammalia, Lagomorpha, Ochotonidae. Gene Ontology annotation, molecular function: oxidoreductase activity, acting on paired donors, with incorporation or reduction of molecular oxygen, reduced flavin or flavoprotein as one donor, and incorporation of one atom of oxygen; iron ion binding; heme binding. The transcript is spliced from 9 exons.
GGUGCAGACACACAGACCUGGCCCUGCACUGCGGCCUUGGAGACAGUCGGGGGAGGAGCUUGUCGGAGGGUGAGCUAAGUCAGAGCAGGUGGGGCGUGGCCGAAGAAGUGUCAGGGACUGACGGAGACUGUUUCCUGCUCAGCCAGCCCCAGAACCGGAGGACCACAGAGCCAUGCUCUCCAUGUUGGGAUCCCUGGUGUCCGCCCUCUGGGCAGGGCUCCAUCCCAGGACCCUGCUGCUGGGGAUCAUCGCCUUCCUGUUCGUUGCCGACUUCCUCAAAAAGCGGCGUCCCAAGAACUACCCGCCUGGUCCAAGGCGCCUGCCCUUUGUUGGUAACCUUUUCAGUUUCAAAUUGGAGCAGAUGCUGGAAGCGGUUGAGAAGAUGGUGAAGAAAUUUGGGAAUGUUAUUAGCCUGGAAAUGGGUGGCUCACCUAUCAUGAUUAUAACUGGAUUGCCCUUAAUCAAAGAAGCCCUUGUUCAAAUGGACCAAAACUUUCUGAGCCGCCCCUUGCCCCCUAUCCGAGAACGUGUCUUCAAGAAAUAUGGACUGAUCAUGUCCAGUGGCCAGCUGUGGAAGGAUCAGAGAAGAUUCGCUCUGAUGACACUAAGGAACUUUGGUUUAGGAAAGAAGAGCUUGGAGGAACGCAUUCAAGAGGAGGCCCAGCAUCUCAAUGAAGAAAUGGAAAAGGAAGGUGGACAGCCUUUUGACAAUCACUUCAAGAUCAACAAUGCCGUUUCAAACAUUAUUUGCUCCAUCACCUUUGGGGAGCGGUUUGAGUACCAUGACAGUCAGUUUCAGGAGCUGCUCAAGUUACUAGAUGAGGUCAUGCGUUUGGAAGCUAGAUUUCGGUGCCAGCUCUACAAUAUCUUUCCAUGGAUAAUGAAAUUCAUUCCUGGUCCUCACCAAACUCUCUUCAGCAACUGGGAAAGAUUGGAGUUAUUUGUCUCUCGUGUGAUUGAAAACCACAAGAAAGAUUGGAACCCUGAAGAACCGAGAGACUUCAUUGACGCAUAUCUCAAGGAAACUUCUUCAUGCAAGGCUAAUGCUACUUCAAGUUUCACUGAACAAAACCUUAUCUGCUGCACUUUGGACCUCUUCUUGGCUGGCACAGAGACAACUUCUACAACACUGCGCUGGGGUCUGCUGUACAUGGCCAUGUAUCCGGAAGUCCAAGAAAAGGUACAUGCUGAGAUUGACAGUGUGAUUGGCCGGUGGCAGCAGCCAAGCAUGGCUUUCCGAGAAUCCCUGCCCUACACGAAUGCUGUCAUCCAUGAGAUUCAGAGAAUGGGUAACAUCGUCCCCUUCAACGUGCCCAGGGAAGUGACAGUUGAUACCAAUUUGGCCGGAUACAACCUGCCCAAGGGGACUCUGAUCCUGACCAAUUUGACUGCACUGCACAAGGAUCCAAAAGAAUGGGCCACUCCUGACACCUUCAAUCCAGAGCAUUUUCUGGAGAAUGGACAAUUUAAGAAGAGGGAAUCCUUUCUGCCUUUCUCAAUAGGAAAGCGGGCAUGCCUUGGAGAACAGUUGGCCAAGACUGAGCUGUUCAUUUUCUUCACUUCCCUCAUGCAAAAAUUUACCUUCAAGCCCCCAAGCAAUGAGACACCGAGCCAAAAGUUCAGAAUGGGCAUAACCCUUACCCCUGUGAGCCACCGCCUCUGUGCCAUUCCACGGGCAUGACAGUGUCAAAAAUAAAGAAGUGACAUGAGCUGUGAAGCCACUGUGCCUGCCCAGAUGGGAGCAGCCUUAAGGAAAGUGCCUGUGAAAGAUGAAAGAAGUUGAUCCCAGUCUAUAUGGAAUUGUACCACAUAAUUCAAAAAUUCAAAAUCAAACAUAUGCAUGUAUCUGGAAAAAAAAAAGAUGAAAGAAGUUGGCCCUUCCGGAACUGGAUCCAAGUUUCAGCUCUACCUUCUCCUUGGAAUUAAUUCAGAGCCAAGCAUUUAUGUUCUAAAUGAUUUACCCUUUCACCCAAGAGAUAAAGACAAUAAUACUUCUUCCCUAAAACAUUUGUAAGACUCAGAUCAAAACAAUGAUUUGUAAUUCACAAAGUGAACCAUAAAAUUUGUGAGUGUAAUGUGUUUGCUUCCCAUCUCUCUCCUUUCUUAGACAUGCUUGCUUCUAAGCCACAUAUGCACUCCUCAUGAAUAAACAUAAAACUGUUAUGGAUUUUUAAGGCUUCAGGGCAAUGUGUUGAUAGAGGGGAUGAAAGUGGGAAUGUGGAACCUCGAUGCAGCCACAAAGAUUAUCGAGGUUGUCUCUCCGGUGGAGUAGCAUUUUCAAAGCUUCAUCUUGUUGGAGCCUCAGAAUCAUCAUUUGAGAAGGCAAGUAUUAGUUCCCACUUACUAGCAUGAAAAUCAAGCACUGUUGAAUCAGUUUCUAUGGUUUAAAAACCUUGGAGACAGAUC